AGACGGACGCACUCAAUUUUCUGUAGUCGGGUUCGCUGAAGGUGGUCGUGAUUAAAAUAAGAGCUGCACACGAAACCAUACUGACUGGUUGACUGGUCACUGUAUGAAAGAGUGAGUGGUAUCAAUUACAAUAAGAAGAAAACUAAUCAGAUUAUCUUUUAAUAAGAAAAAAAGAAAAAAAAACUGCUAGCUGCGGCAACGAAUGAAACGAGAGCGAAAAGAGGAAGAAUAAGAAAUUUGUGUGUUCACGUAAACAAAUGAAUUGAAUCCAUUUUGAAUACGGUGAAAUGAAUGUGUAUAGUUCAUAUAUGUCUGGUGUUGAUAGAGUGAAAGCGAAAGAGUUUUGUAAUCGCAAUUGCAAUAAUGUAAAAUGAAAGCGUUGGAACUUUUUUUUCUGUCUGUUUUAGUUUGCGAUAAAUAGAGAGGAUUUGAUAGUAUUGUUGAAGGCGUUUUUUGGUAUUUGCUUCGUUCAUAGUUUUCAUGCGAUUUUUGUGUGAGCCGUUUCACACUACGUGAGCUGCCUGAUGAGAUCAACAUUAAAUGUGUAAAAAAUAUAGAGAGAAAAAAGGCAGAGAAGUGAAGAAUUUCAAGCUGAAAUCCAACAAACAAAAGAGAGACAGACAUGACAGAAAUUACGACAAAAACGACGAUUUCAAUGAACAACUGACUGAAGAGGGAAAAAUAAAUCCGGGAAAAAAGAGCACAGCAUCUGUUAUUGUUCUUCCGACGAGCAGGCGAAUUAGCGGAUCGGGUGAUUGUGCAAAUUCGUGGAAAAAAACAGUUUGAAUGAAUGGGAUCGAAGGAAUGAUGAUGUUGUGAAGCAAGCAACAACGGAAAAAUAUACUCACCUGGACACAUGUUUUAUGAAGCACCACUUUUCAUUUGAACUGUUGGAAAUAAACUCAAGUAACAAACGAAACAGGAGAAAAAUUUAAUUGGUAUUAAAAAAAUUGGCAUAAAGUUUCGACCCGGUGUAAAUAACAAGAGAGAGUUGAAGUGUAAAAUCACAAUAUUAUUCACUGAAAGAUUACGAGCAUAAAUGUUGCACACAAAUGCACAGUUUUACGAGUGAAAUCAUGAAAAAACGAAAUGUAUUCUGCAUAAAAAUGUAUCAUUGCACACCGACGCACGACAACGACCAAAGCCACCAGUGAAAACAGGACAACACAGCCAGUGUGUUUGUGUAUGUGUGCAGUGGACGGAGAGGAAUAUCAAAUAUAUAUAUAUCCAUUGGAGUAGCGUCGCGUAUGCAGGCUGAGUGGUAUUUGGCUGUAUGACGACAACGGCAACGGUUAAAACGAAACCAUCGAUUAUCACAACGUCGCAAGCAAUUAGUAAACAACGAAAUUAUGGCAAUUAUAGCAUUGGUCGCGUGUCUCGUUGCUAUUUUGCACACAUUGCUUCAGUUGCAAGUGACGAGUGCUGUUAGCUGGGAAGAUUGGUGGACCUACGAUGGUAUUUCAGGUCCAGCAUUUUGGGGACUCAUAAAUCCUGAAUGGUCGCUUUGCAACAAAGGACGACGACAAUCGCCCGUCAACUUAGAACCACAACGCUUACUAUUCGAUCCGAAUUUAAGGCCUUUGCACAUAGAUAAACAUAGGAUAACUGGUGUACUCAUUAAUACUGGACACAGCGUGUUGUUUCGCGUGGACACAAACAGUACUCAGAUUUACGAUGAUUCUCGCUUAGCUAUAAAUAUUACGGGUGGCCCGUUGUCAUAUCGAUACCGUUUCGAAGAGAUGCAUAUCCAUUACGGGCUUCAUGAUCAAUACGGAUCAGAGCACAGUGUACAGGGCUACACAUUCCCAGCGGAGAUUCAAAUAUUUGGUUAUAAUUCACAACUCUACACAAAUUUUACGGAUUCGAUGAAUCGUGCACAAGGGAUCAUCGGCAUUUCAGUAUUACUGCAGAAAGGUGAGCUUUCCAAUGCCGAACUGAGGAUACUCACCGAGGAGCUGGGCCGAAUUCGUUAUGGUGAUAAUGAAGCUAGGAUAAAGCACAUAUCAAUUCGUGGUUUGUUGCCUGAUACUGAACACUACAUGACGUACGAAGGUUCAACGACAGCACCCGGUUGCCACGAAACCGUAACAUGGAUCGUUCUUAACAAACCAAUCUACAUAACAUUGCAACAGUUGCAUGCAUUGAGGCGUCUCAUGCAAGGAACACCUGAACAUCCAAAAGCACCGCUGGGAAAUAAUUUUCGGCCACCGCAACCAUUAUUACAUCGACCUGUACGUACAAAUAUUGACUUUCGAACGAAGCAAAAUGGUAAACUAUGUCCGACCAUGUAUCGCGACGUUCAUUACAAAGUGAACAUUCACGAAAACGCCGUUAUUCGCCACAACAAAGUUACAAAUUUAAUUAAAUACGACUCAUUUUCUAGAGGGAAUUUCUAUUAAUUGGGUUAAAUGGAGUUUGCGUCAUAUCCAUAGAUAUAUUCUUUUAGCCUAAAAAUAAACCGAAUUGUAAUCACUUCAUUUUUUUUCUUGCGCCAGCUCUUCUUUAUUAUCUCUCACACAUUUUGCUCUUUUUCCUAUUAAUUAUCACUUAAUUCGUUCGAGCUGAAAAUUAAAAAUAAUUUCUUUUCUUUUUUCCAUUGUUCAUGUUUUUCUUUUGCACAUGCUAACCAAUCAACCACAACGCAACCCCUUUAUCACAAACUGUGCCAUGGCUUUUUUGUAAUCUGCGCUUCUUCAUUGCCCCAACCAACCAACCAACUUUCCGGUCACCGGUUCUACAAACACACACACCCUCUCUAUUUUCUGUCUCUUUCGCCAUCCCCAUCAACUCAUCAUUAUCAUCUCUUCAACCAUUAUCAUCGUUGUCGUCGUCAUCAACGACAACAUCGCUUGUUUCACAACAGCAAAUAGUUGGAAGGAGCAUUAAAUUGUAUAAGUCAACCAAAGUAAACAUAAGAGAAGAAGGAUGAAUAACAAAGCCGGCGCAAACAACAUGAAGAAUGAUCUAGUUUUAAUCAAAAAUAGAAAAAAAAAACCCAACCGAAUCGAAAACCAGACAAGCUGAAUAGCUUUCGAUAGAGAUGAAAUGAAAACGAAUUAUUGGUUUGGGAAAGUACAACAUCUUCAUAUUUUGAUGUUGUUGCUGGCUGCUGUUGCUUUUGCCAUUAAAUAAGAGUGACGCUGGAUUUAUAUUUAAGAUGAAUGUCAGAAAAAAAAACAUGGAAUAAUGGCAUGAGCUGGAGAAGGAAAGAAGAACACACAGAGAAACACGCGAGUCAUGGAAUGAACUUGUCUAUGCAACGUCACAUCAAGAAAAAAUAGCGAACAAUCCAAUUUCUUCCAUUGUUUCCUUUCAUGCGCCCGAGGAGUAUACACAACUCCAAGUUGCAUCGAUAAAAAUACUACAAACAUUCCCUCCCAACUUCGGACAAAUAGAGAGCUGGAGGAUGUGUGUAAGAUCGUUGAAAAAUAUUACAUGCAAAUUCUAUCAGAAACGCAAACGCUAAAAAUGAACACUGAAAUGAAGCAAAAAUCAAAGACGAGUACGAGAGAGUGAGAGAGAGAGAAGCGUUUGAACAUGUCUGUCGGGGUGUCGGCUGCUGUAUGCACAUCGUGAAACAAACGUACUACCAAAAAAUAGAAGAAGAAGAAAGACAAAGCAGAAAAAAAGACGCACGAGAAUGUUCUACACCAUCGUAUCCAUUGCACGGCAUUCAGCACGAAAUGGCUCACAAUCAAACAAUUUAAAAUGCAAAAGUGAACGAGAUAGAGAAGAAAUCGGUUCGGUGUUCUAUUUCGCUUUCUCUCUGUCAAGUAUCUCUUGAAAUCGAGUGGAGGAUUCAGUCGGGUACAGAGGGAAUGGGGCCAUCACACAGUGUUCCGUCGAAACAGCUUCCGCUGUGUGCAAUUGUGUCUGUGUGUAUACAUCUUCUAUUUGCUUAAUAAUUUCAAAAUUUUGCAGAGAAUAAAGAGAAGAAGGGAAAAACGCGACGAAGGAAGAGAGAGAGAGAGAGAGAGAGAGUGCAGCAGCUAAAGGAAUUUUGAAUAUGUGUCAUUUUCAGUAUUCGUGAACAAGUGAACAAAGAAUAAAGAAUAACAAGGAACGAAAGAAGAUCCAUAAAAAAUGAUCCGAAAGAGUAAAUUGAAGACGACAAGUAGUCAUGGAAUGUAAUGGAAUUUCUCAAAUACCUUCCAAUUUUUGUAAGAUGAGCCAAACUGAACAGAAUGCAUUUUUUUCCACCACUACAUGCUCUCCCCUUCCCCUCUCCUCACUCAAGUUUGUUCAGAACCGAACGGAGUUCGUUGAAGUUAGAGAAGAAAGUUUUUUUUCUCUUUAAGUAUUCAUGACGAAUUUUAGUAUAAUUUUUAGAGAAUUAGGCAAAGAAGUGAAUUUAUUGUGAUUAUGAUUUUGAUUGAUCACAACAAGUAAAACAACUGCAACAAAAACAAGAAAAAAUUGUGAAUUUGCCGCGAUGCGCGCGUUGCAUUUAAGUAUGAAAUGUUUCAAUAGACCAUUCAAUCAAGUGCUUCAAAAAUCGCUGCAUUUGAAAAUGUACUUCCAUCAAUUUCAGCCAUUGAGGCUUUUGAACUUCCCAACCAUCAAUCACAUUUAAAUUAUACUUUGUUUCAUUCCAUUUGCAUUUCGAUCUCAUUUGGGAGCAAUGAGAAAUUCAGUUUUUUUUUCUGAUGAAAAAUGCAGCAUUUUUUCAAUAAAAAAAACGAGUCUCUUCUGUAGGAACCUACCUUUUAGCAACAAAACUAAUAUCAUUUAUUAUAAUGAAUUCUCUUUUAAAAUUCGUUGAACAAAAGAAAAACAAUUCGUUGAAGUAAAUUAUUUCAUUUUAAUCAUAAAUUGUUCGGAAUC
This is a messenger RNA of Sitodiplosis mosellana (orange wheat blossom midge), 4824 nucleotides long. RefSeq names its product carbonic anhydrase-related protein 10 (gene CARPB). NCBI's taxonomy places the organism in Eukaryota, Metazoa, Arthropoda, Insecta, Diptera, Cecidomyiidae. The record is from RefSeq and is a predicted model, not a curated record. The transcript is spliced from 9 exons. Gene Ontology annotation, molecular function: carbonate dehydratase activity; zinc ion binding. Bases 1350 to 2399 code for a protein of 349 amino acids.